Molecule: messenger RNA, 1718 nt
Organism: Neogale vison (American mink)
Lineage: Eukaryota; Metazoa; Chordata; Mammalia; Carnivora; Mustelidae
Gene: GRK7
Product: G protein-coupled receptor kinase 7
Exons: 4
Coding region: 1-1662 (553 amino acids)
Biological process (GO): signal transduction; regulation of signal transduction; protein phosphorylation
Cellular component (GO): cytoplasm
Molecular function (GO): ATP binding; rhodopsin kinase activity
Source: RefSeq, a predicted model, not a curated record
AUGGUCGACAUGGGGGGCCUGGACAACCUGAUCGCCAACACGGCCUACCUGCAAGCCCGGAAGUCCUCAGACGGAGACAGCAGGGAGCUGCAGCGGCGGCGCCGGAGUCUGGCGCUGCCUGGGCCACAGAGCUGCACCCAGCUCCGCCAGUCCCUGCCUCAGGACUUCAACAGCCUGUGCGAGCAGCAACCCAUUGGCCGUCGCCUCUUUCGGGACUUUCUAGCCACUGUGCCCCGGUACCAAGAGGCCGUGGCCUUCCUGGAGGAGGUGCAGAGCUGGGAGCUGGCUGAAGAGGGCCCUGUCAAAGGCAGCAUGCUACAGGGGCUGCUGGCCACUUGUGGGGCUGCCCCUGCUCCAGGGCACCCACACCCCUUCCUCAGCCCAGCACUGGCUACCAAGUGCCAAGCAGCCUCCGCCGAGGAAGAACAGAUAGCCCUGGUAGCACAGGCCAAGGCCGAGGUCAUGGCCUUCUUGCAGGACCAGCCCUUCCAGGAUUUCCUGGCCAGCCCCUUCUAUGACAAGUUUCUGCAGUGGAAAGUCUUUGAGAUGCAGCCGGUGUCAGAAAAGUACUUCGAGGAGUUCCGAGUCCUGGGGAAAGGUGGAUUUGGGGAGGUAUGUGCUGUCCAGGUGAAAAACACUGGUAAGAUGUAUGCUUGCAAAAAACUGGACAAGAAGCGGCUAAAGAAGAAAAGUGGUGAGAAAAUGGCUCUUUUAGAAAAGGAAAUCUUGGAAAAAGUCAGCAGCCCUUUCAUCGUCUCUCUGGCCUAUGCCUUUGAGAGCAAGUCCCAUCUCUGCCUGGUCAUGAGCCUGAUGAAUGGGGGGGACCUCAAGUUCCACAUCUACAAUGUUGGCACACGGGGCCUGGCCAUGAGCAGGGUGGUCUUCUACUCGGCCCAGAUGACCUGUGGAAUCCUGCACCUCCACUCCCUCGGCAUUGUCUACCGGGACAUGAAGCCAGAGAAUGUGCUUCUGGACGACCUUGGCAACUGCAGGCUGUCUGACCUGGGGCUGGCUGUGCAGAUCCAGGAUGGCAAGCCUGUCACACAGAGGGCUGGAACCAAUGGUUAUAUGGCUCCUGAAAUCCUAACGGAAAAAGUGAGUUAUUCCUAUCCUGUGGACUGGUUUGCAAUGGGAUGCAGUAUUUAUGAAAUGGUUGCUGGACGAACACCAUUCAAAGAUUACAAGGAAAAAGUCAGUAAAGAGGAUUUAAAGCAAAGAACCCUGAAAGAAGAGGUCAGAUUCCAACAUGAUAACUUCACAGAGGAAGCAAAAGAUAUUUGCAGACUCUUCUUGGCUAAGAAACCAGAGCAACGUUUAGGAAGCAGAGAAAUGUCUGAUGAUCCCAGGCAACACCCUUUCUUCAAAACCAUCAAUUUUGCUCGCCUGGAAGCUGGCCUAGUUGAGCCCCCAUUUGUGCCAGACCCUUCAGUGGUUUAUGCCAAAGACAUCGAUGAAAUUGAAGAUUUCUCUGAGGUUCGGGGAAUUGAAUUUGAUGAUAAAGAUAAGAAGUUCUUCCAAAGAUUUGCAACAGGUGCUGUCCCUAUAGCAUGGCAGGAAGAGAUUAUAGAAACGGGACUGUUUGAAGAAUUGAAUGACCCCAAUAGGCUUACAGAUUGUGGGGAUGGUAAUUCAUCCAAGUCUGGUGUGUGUUUGUUAUUGUAAGUUGUUCUCUCCACCAGAUGGGCAGCAGCAAUCUCAGCUGACAUAACCCCCCCAAA